UCUGUGUAUUGCAGUCGAAAAGUGUUCGCGAACGCGCGUACGUACCGACCGCCGAUAAGAGACCGGCGCGUCUGUUCGGCGGGAAAAUACGAUUGUAUCAUGGAGUUGGUGUUAGUGUUGGUAGUUGCACUGGUGGGGGGAGUGUGGGGGGAGGAUCAACCCCCGGUUCGAGCUGAACCCGUUCAGCUACCUGACGAAAAUCCCCUAGCGGACACAGAAAUACUCCUGGCUUUUGUGAUAUUCCGUCACGGGGACCGAACACCGGACCAAGAAGAAUUGGAUCUAUUUCCAUCUGACAAGCAUGUCAGCAGCAACAUUUUUUUCCCCUUCGGGAAGAAGGCUCUCACUAACAAAGGAAAACAACGAGCCUAUUUAGUGGGUAAGUAUCUUAGGGAGAGGUACGAUGGAUUGAUUUCCAAGUUAUACCUCCCUGACGAGAUUACGGUACGUACUACGGAUUAUGAGAGGACCCAGAUGACAGCCCUGGCUGCAUUGGCAGGAUUGUACCCUCCCUCACCAGCUCAACAGUGGCACCCGAGCUUGGACUGGCAACCGAUACCGUAUGAUACGCCACCGGCAGAUAGAGACGACCUGCUCUACUGGUACAACUGUCCGGUAUACCUCAAGUUGAGAGACAAAUCAUACGAGCUGCCAAAUGUCAAGAAACAGAUAGAUCCAUACAGGCCCCUGUUCGAAUUCCUGAGUAACAAAACUGGAACAAAUGUUACGAAACCCGAAGAAGUUUUCUUUAUAGAUAACUUAUUCCAAACAUUGAGUAAUGUGGGUGUCGACCCUCCAAAAUGGGCACAAGAAGUGAUGCCGCAAAUAAGAGAGGUGACAAGACUUGAAUACGCAACGCAAUUUCAUAAUGCUGAUCUGGUCAGGAUAGCGACAGGUGUACUAAUGCAAGAUAUCCUGAACAUCACAAGUGGUGUUGUUUACGACAAUAAGGAAAGAGAGCCGAAGCUUUACUUGUAUUCUGCGCACGAAAAUAACGUCGCGGCCCUUAUGUCAGCAUCGAGAGUCUACCAGACACACCAGCCCAGUUACGGAGCCACCUUCUCUUUAGAACUAAGAAGAAACAAGACAACUGGAGAUUUUGGAAUUUCGGCUGUGUACGCCCCCGAUGCCGGCGGUCCAGGAUUGGCUCUACCGAUUGAAGGUUGUCAAGAUCAGGUGUUCUGCGAGUUUGAUAAGUUUGCUGCUCUCAUGCAAGACGUGAUAUGGACACAAGCGGACAUGGACAAAGCAUGCAGGGCCCCAUUAUAGUACAUAAGGCGUUACACAUUUUUAGAUGUAGAUAGUUGACACGAAUAAAGUGGCUGUGAUUAUUAGUA
Molecule: messenger RNA, 1337 nt
Organism: Trichoplusia ni (cabbage looper)
Lineage: Eukaryota; Metazoa; Arthropoda; Insecta; Lepidoptera; Noctuidae
Product: venom acid phosphatase Acph-1-like
Exons: 7
Coding region: 100-1269 (389 amino acids)
Biological process (GO): dephosphorylation
Molecular function (GO): phosphatase activity
Source: RefSeq, a predicted model, not a curated record